UGAAUUGUUUGCAAAAAAGUUCUAAUUUAAAAUAUUACUUAAGUACUAUGAAAGUAACAAAUUUAUCCAAAAGUUUUAAAUAAUUUUAGAAUUUUGAUUAAGCAGAAACUAAAAUUCUGGUCUUUUGACACUCGGCAUACCAGUUGGUUGGCUAGUUGCUGUAGAAAAUGGAUGAUGAUGAAUUUGAUGACAUGGUUGCUAACAGUGAAGAGAUAAGCAGCAUCAUCGAUAAUGGUCUUCCAUCUGAUGGUGAUGACGAUGUCGAAGUGAAUGUUGAAGUACCUCAGGUAUUUCCUUUUCCUUUCCCUCCCUACGAUAUUCAGCUGGCCUUCAUGAGGAAGUUGUACGAAACUAUUGAACUGAAAAAAAUUGGGAUCUUUGAAAGUCCUACAGGCACUGGCAAGUCCCUCAGUCUGAUCUGUGGCUCCCUCUUGUGGCUGAAGCAUCACGAGCAUAGAAGUAUGAAUGAACUGAACAAACUAUUAGAUAAAAGCUCAGACAAAACAAAAACUGGCACAUCAGUAAAGUCGGAAGCAAGUGAAGAUUGGAUAAAUGAGUUGCAAAGAAACAAGAAGAAGUAGCUAGAGCACAAGCACUACUGGAGGAAAAUGAAUCUAGAAAAAAACGUGAAGAAAAGUUGGAAAAAAUAAAGUCUAACAUAAAGCUGGCAAAAAGAAAAAGAGAUGCAUUGAAUGAACAGUUCAAGGAACUCUUCAACAAUUCGAGUGACCUAAAUGUCGUCACUGCACCUGAGUCUGAUGAAGCUGCUGAAGAUGAUGACAUCCUCUUAACUGAUUACGUCAGUGAUGAUGAUAACGAUGUACCAAGCAAAAUUAGAGAUGAUAGUGAUGAUGGAGGGGAUGAUGAUGAUGAUCCAAUGAAAGAUGAUCAUGUCCUCAAGAUAUAUUACUGCAGUCGAACGCACAGCCAGCUGUCCCAAUUCAUACACGAAGUACAGAACAGUCCUUACGCUGACGAGAUCAGGCUGACGACGCUUGGUUCACGUUCGAAUCUAUGUAUCAACAAUGUGGUCAAACGGCUUGGAUCCCUAUCACUUAUCAAUGAAAAGUGCAUCGAUAUGCAGAAGAAUGCAAAGACCAAAUCAAGUGAGCCAUCAAAGAAGAGGACCAGACAGCAAAAUAGCACGUGUCCCUUCUACAAGCUUGAUGGUAUUGCUGAGUUGAGAGAUAGGCUGCUGGUUGAAGUGAAAGACAUUGAGGACUUAGUUGUUACGGGCAAACAGUCAAAGUCAUGUCCAUAUUAUGCUUCAAGGAGAGCCGUUCCUUCUGCUCGGUUGGUCGUCUUGCCUUACAACACACUGCUGCACAAGUGGACUCGUGAAUCUUCGGGCAUCGUACUUGACAACAACAUCGUAAUAAUUGAUGAAGGACACAAUCUCAUAGAUUCCAUAAGCCAAAUGCACAGCAUUGAACUGUCUGGUUUGCAGUUAUGCUCGACGCACAGUCAUCUUAUGCAAUAUUUGGAAAGAUACAAAAACAAACUGAAAGCAAAGAAUGUCCUUUAUAUCGACCAGCUCAUCUUCAUCAUCAACAGCUUCAUUAAAGUUUUUGGAGGUUUUAAAUAUUGUUCACCAAAUAUUCCCAAGAUAAUGACGCUCUAUGAUUUCUUAUUCCAUUGUCGUUUAGACAACAUGAACCUUUUCAAAAUACGGAGAUAUUGUCACAAAAGUCUUAUUGCAAAAAAGCUGCACGGUUUCACACAGAGAUCACUCUCUUCCCUUAAUCCUCGAGAAAAAGGUGCAACUGCUUGGGCCCUAUCGAACUUUCUUCCAGAGAUUCAACAGCAGAACGCUUUAAAACAGAAGAAAACCAUCGACGAAAAUUAUGAAGAAUUUGGUAGGGAAGGUGCAAUCUCUCCCUCACUUAAUCAGAUUGUAAAUUUCCUUGAAGCUCUCACAAAUGCAGAUAAGGAUGGCAGGGUGCUCAUUACUAACAAAGGUAACAUCAACCAAUCAAGCAUUAAGUUUCUCAUGCUGAAUCCAUCAAUCCACUUCAAAGAAGUCGUUGAGAAGGCUCGUGCGGUCAUUAUCGCCGGAGGCACCAUGCAUCCCAUUUCAGAUUUCAAAGAACAAUUGCUUCUCUCAAUCGGUGUAAAGCCAAACAAAAUUGUCGAAUACACUUGUGACCACAUUAUAUCACGUGAUCAUCUGCUCACCAUCACCAUGGCCCAUGGACCGUCUGGUCAUCAUCUUGACUUCACUUACAACAACAGAGGCUCAACUGAUACAAUAAAAGAAUUGGGUCGAGUUGUGUACAAUGCCUGCUACGUGGUUCCAGCUGGUGUCGUCUGUUUCUUCUCAUCGUUCGAAUACAUGACUCAAGUGUUGGACUGCUGGAGGACUAAUGGAUUUAUUGAGAAAAUUGAAGCCAGAAAAAUGAUUUAUAAAGAGCCAAAGAAAGCAAGUGAAGUGGAGAAAGUUUUGGAGGAAUACUCAAGCUUUAUAAACAGAUGUCAAUCACAACCAACAACUGCCAGGGCAGCCAGCUUUCAAGCAUCGAAUGAACCAAUGGUAAAAGAUGGGGCUAUUAUGUUCUGUGUGGUAGGUGGAAAAAUGAGCGAGGGCAUAAACUUUUCUGAUAACAUGGGGAGGUGUGUUAUAAUGGUGGGUCUUCCGUACCCCAACCCAAAUUCUGUCGAAUUGAAAGAAAAAAUGGAUUACCUCAACAGCAAUCAGAAUUCGUCAAAGGCUGGUAAGCCAUCAGGGCAGGCAUAUUACGAAAGUAUUUGCAUGAAAGCCAUCAAUCAAAGCAUUGGUAGGGCCAUACGGCACAAGAAUGACUAUGCCUGCAUCUUAUUGCUAGAUCACCGAUUCGCUGCAAAAUCUGUUCUUUCCAAACUGCCUGCCUGGAUUCAGGGAUGUGUUCAAGUUCAUGAUAGAUUCGGACCGGCAUUAGCCAGCUUGAAAAAAUUUUUCUACAACAAAAAAAGUGAGCAACCCGACCAGCCGCAUAGAGCUUCAAUCACGUGAACCAUUCCGACUAAGUUUACAUUGGAUAUCUUUUUGACAGCAUCAAGCUCAAACUUAAUUUUUUACUUAUCUUUAAAAGUCUUUAAAAGCUUCUAAAACAACUUAAUUGUGAAAUGUACCAAACACUUUAUUUUUUGUUGCAACACAUCGCUUUAAAUACAAAAAUGAUGUAAAAUAAAAAUAAUAAAAUAAACAUUAUGGAUAACAGGAAAAAUCAAAUAAUUUUUUUAGAAAAUUUAUUAUGCAGGACAUUCAACUUGCUUCAGUCUGAAAAUAAAUUCUAA
Molecule: messenger RNA, 3273 nt
Organism: Helobdella robusta
Lineage: Eukaryota; Metazoa; Annelida; Clitellata; Rhynchobdellida; Glossiphoniidae
Exons: 29
Coding region: 878-2989 (703 amino acids)
Biological process (GO): establishment of sister chromatid cohesion; nucleobase-containing compound metabolic process
Cellular component (GO): nucleus
Molecular function (GO): ATP binding; DNA binding; DNA helicase activity
Source: RefSeq, a predicted model, not a curated record